Bombyx mandarina (wild silkworm) is the source of this 3547-nucleotide messenger RNA. RefSeq lists its product as uncharacterized. Gene Ontology annotation, biological process: double-strand break repair. Lineage: Eukaryota; Metazoa; Arthropoda; Insecta; Lepidoptera; Bombycidae. Gene Ontology annotation, molecular function: ubiquitin-protein transferase activity; metal ion binding; nucleosome binding. Gene Ontology annotation, cellular component: nucleus; site of double-strand break. The record is from RefSeq and is a predicted model, not a curated record.
AAAAUGGCGGCCAAGUCAAAGAAGCGGCUGUCUAAAAUUGAUAAUAAAUUGUUAAAAUUAGAUAAAUUAGAAUUAAAAGAUCUGAUUUGCUCCAUUUGUCAAUCAAUAUUAGUAGAACCAGUGACAUUACCUUGUUUUCAUGAUUUUUGUCAUCGUUGUUUCAAUGGAAGUGUUGAAAAUAAUGCCUUGUGCUGUCCUCUCUGUCGAUUACGAAUUGGAUCCUGGCUCAGGACGGCCACAAAGCGAAAAACUUUAGUAAAUCUUGAGUUGUGGAGUUUCAUUCAAAAUAAAUUUCCUCAAGAAAUAGAUACUAAAUCAAGAGGCGAUGACAUCGUUCUUCCAGAAGAAAAACCUGUAACCAGGCUAAGUUUGCCUGGUGAAAUCAGAUUGGAAUAUGAAGAGGAAAUUCAGCGCCUUAAAGCAGAGAGAGAACGGCUUGAAGAAAAACACAUUGAGGAAACUGAGUUACUGAUUAAAAAAAUUCAACAAGAAGAAGAAGAAGCACAUAAGAAAUAUAUUGAAAAUCUAAAACAAGAUGAAGUUUUGGCCUUGAAAAUCCAGAAAGAGCACAUGGAUAACGCAGCUUCAUCUACAAAUGCACACACAAGGCAAAAUCAAAGAGAGGCAAUGAAAUUCAAACUGAAAACAGCAAAAAUUGAUGGCUACCUAUCUAAAAUGAAAACUACCAUCAUUAAAGAACCUGCAACAACAGCCAGUAGUUCAUGCAAUAAUUUAACACCAGCAACGACCAGUGAAAAAAAAGUAACAUCCAGGUCACCGGAAUUAAUUUCUUCUUAUGGUAAAUUAAUCAAAGAUUUCAUAGACAAGAAAGUGUGGAACAAAGAAAAUGGAGAGAAACAUAAGGAUAAAGUCAGUGAGAAAGCAUUAGGUGAUACAGUAAAACCAAAGUUUAAAAAUUCUUUGCUUGUAUCUUUACCUCUGCCUUGCACUGGAAUUCGUCAAAAGGUCAAUGCUUCUGAAAAUCACAGGAGUAAAGAGACUGGAAGUGUGGAUUCAAUGCAACAAGAAUUAUGUUAUUUCAAACCGAUUGAAGGAACUAAACCAACUAGUGGAAGAAAAGGAUUUCCACUGCGGAUACCGUGCCGACGAAUCGACAAAGAAAUCGCGCCAUUGAAGGAAAAUGCCCCUACUCGUGCACAAUACUUGGAAGGACUGUGCCGACUCCGAAACGUUUCACUAUCAAAAAAUUUACCAUCUGCUUUUGUUAUUACCCUAAACUUAUUAGCUGUAAAAAAGGGCAAUAUUGUGAAACGUGAAACUGCAAGACAAGAAACAACAACAAGAUUGAAAGAGAAGAGGACAACAUGCCGAAAUACAACUGAACCGGUACUAAGAAGAUAUCCUAGUCGUAAUAAAAAUAAUAUACAUAUUGACGGUAUUUCUAAAUUUAAUAACGAGACAAAUCUGCGACGAACUAGAUCAAUGGGAAGUAUAAAUGACGAAGAAACCGUGUCAACGCCCAAGAAAGCAAAAAUUAACCAGAGGAAGGUGUGCUCAGAACGAAAACCACAUUUGAGAAGUGAUUCGAAAAAGAUUAAUUGUAGUAACUUGUCCAGCACUUCUCCUUGUGACUCAAAGCCUAUCAAUAAUAAUAAAAUCAAUUUAGUUGUUAAAAAUUUGUCUAGUCCUCUACAAAACUGUGAUGUUAAGCAUAUUUUGCAAGAACAAUUGAGGAUCGAGGAAAUAAUUGAACAAGAGAAGAGUGAUUUUGAACUUGCCUGUAAGAUAGAAGCAGAAUGGAACGGAAGGAGACAGCCGCGGCGAGCUGCCAUCAAGCGACAAGUUUCGAUUAACUAUGCGCUGAGGCCAGCAAAAAAAUUAAAAGUGUAAAUAAACAUACAUUUCUUUAUGUGUAUAGAAAAUUUCAGUGUUCUGUUUAUCUUUUAUACUUUUGUAUGUAAUCAGCCCACCUCGUUAAUUUUAAGUAAAUUUACUCAGUUAUAACGAUUUUUUUAUAUGAACGUUGAAAUUAUAUAAUUUAAGAAUAAUAAACAUUUCGUAAAACGAACCUUCUCAAGCCAACCAACCGUGCACAGUAUACAGCUUGGAUCAGCCAUUCCCAGUGCAUAAAAACUAAAACCCUGUUAUCAAAAUAAUCAUCUAUAUUUUUAUAUUUGGGUAUUUACAAGUAGUAGUAAUGUAGCGACUUUGUGUACUACUUUGGUUAAUAAGAAUGUACUACUCGUCACUAUCUUAUUAACAUAGUGUAAAUGGCUGAAAGCUCACUCACAGCUUAACCUAGGCUUAGCCGAUUAUAUAUUUAGAUCCAUUUGAAUAUGAUAUAGAAAACAGCCGAAAUUCUUGAGUAUUAUCUAUAUAUUAUUAUUUCUAUUCUAUUAGGUCUAUUAUUUUUUAACUAGACACUAGUGGCAUCAUAAUGAUAAAUACAAAUGCAGUUCAUUUAUACGUAACUUUGACAUGCUUAUAUAGGUCAAAACUCAAAGAAUAUCACACAAGUGAACACUGAACAGUUAAAUUUAAAUUUAAACUUGUUAAUGAAAUGAUACCUUAUAAUGACAAAGAGGCGGGUAAAAGGAACCGUUUUAAAAAUCAAAAUUAUUUGUAGGGGUCGCUUCUGACAUGUUAUUACUGGUUUCAUUUUAAACACACUGUAAUCCUGUUAAAAAUCAGCAGAGGUCAGAUGUGCCAACUUUGUGACCGGGCGGUUUAGAGAUUAGUCUGCUUCUCCGCAUUAGAUUGUUGGUACAUGAAAAUUUAGCAGUACUAUAAGAAUGUUUAGUUUCGCAGAUGAACAUUGUUUCACUGUUUAUGCUGAGGUAGUAUAUUAGUACCGUUUAUAUUUUGGAAACCGUACCGUUCCAACCUACUUAUAAAAUAAAUUUAAAAAAACAUUACCAAUAUUUGUUACUUGCAAUUCUCAAUAUAUUUUUUCCUGUUAUAUCGAUACUUCAAAGAAUAAGUGGGGUUUAUUCCAAGGAUUAAUUCUCGUCAAAAACUGCGCUCACUUUGCUUGGAAUUAAAUAUUCCAGUUAUUGAAGGCUGAAUAAUUCGGAAUUUAUUGUUAAAGCUAGUGAUGGCUGAUACGAAGGAUUCAAAUUUGGUGUAUACUUUUGUUAAUUUCAAAGUACACUUACUUGAUUUCAAUAAAUGUGUGUACACGAUAUACAAGUAAAAAAAUUAAAUUUGUAAUUGUGACUGAAAUUUUGUUGUUAGGAUGUUAUUCUUUUUCUUAGAGACCUCAUUAAAAAGGGAAUUCAUAACUUUGUGUAUUACAUUUAAGUACCUAUGUGUAUGUGCUCACCUAAAGGACAUGCAACGAUUUGUAAAUUUUUUAGAACAAAAAUUUUAAGGUACUGGCCAACGAAAAAAAUCAUAUUACGCCUGAACUCUUCAAUCCCGCACAUUUUACAAACUUGUAUACAAUAAUAAUAAUAAAAUUAUAUUCUUUAAGUAAGCUAUAAUUUAUCUGUCUAAUAACUGAAUUGACCUAAUGAUUUUAUUAUCUGUUAUUACAUCUUAUGUGGGUAACAUAAUUAAAACGGUUCAUAGUGGUUCACGUAACAGG